ACACGGGGUUUGUUGAAAUAUCGUGCUAACAGGUCACGUGAUGUUAUUUUCAUCGAUAAUCAUUCGUACAUAAGAGUCAAACCAAAGAGUAAACUAAGUAUUAUCUAUAGAUUUGCAUGAAAAUCAAAAUCUUAAAUUGGAUAUGCUAUUGAAUUACAUCCCAAAUUCUCUAAACAAGUUAAAUUUGUUCAUUGAACCUAAUUCCCAUCAAAUUCCCAUAUCAAGCCAUUAGCCCUAUCAAACCCAACGGCCAGCACUCACCAACUCACCCCUGCAUAUAAUCGGUAGAUAAGUUGCAAAAGAAAGGCAGAUCCAAAAUUCCAAUUUCACCCUCAUUCUUCCUUCCCUUCCAAUGUAUAUAUAAAACCCUCCGUUACUGCUCACAUCAUUUUACAGUGCUCACUGUAAACACCCCCAAAAACGAAAAACAGAAAAAUUAUAACGGUCAAUCAGAAACAGACAAGACAAAAUCCCAAAGAAAAGUCAGAGGAGAAAGAAAAAAACAUUUGUGGAAUGUCGGACAUAUUUUGCCGCGACUGUAACAUGCUGACGGAGGUUGUGUUCGACCACUCAGCGGGCGACACGAUAUGCUCGGAGUGCGGGCUCGUGCUGGAGUCUCGCUCCGUCGACGAGACUUCCGAGUGGCGCUCCUUCGCCGACGAGUCCAACGGCAAUGACCCGAACCGGGUCGGGGGACCUGUUAACCCGCUUUUGGCCGACGGUGGGCUUUCCACCGUUAUCUCAGGUCCCAGUAACGGAGCUUCCUCCAAUGCCUUGCCGUCCUCCGUCGGCAGGUGGCAGUGCCGCGCCUCUAAACCCGACCGGCAUCUUCUCAACAUCUUCAGUGCUAUUGCUAUUAUGGCCGACAGGUUGGGGCUUGUCACAACCAUAAAGGAUCGAGCCAAUGAGAUAUAUAAGAAGGUGGAAGAUCAAAGACCUCUGAGAGGACGCAAUCAAGAUGCAGUUGUGGCUGCUUGCCUCUACAUUGCCUGCAGACAAGAAAAUAAGCCUCGUACUGUGAAAGAAAUAUGCUCCGCAGUCAGUGGAGCUAGCAAGAAAGAAAUUGGGCGGGCCAAAGAGUUCAUUUGGAAACACCUUGAGGUUGAGAUAGGUCAGGAAAUAGGAACCAUUCAUGCUGGAGACUAUCUGAGACGUUUUUGCUCCAAUCUUGGAAUGAAGAAUCUGGAAGUCAAGGCUGCCCAAGAAACUGUGCAGAAAUCUGAAGACCUUGUCAUAAGGAGGAGCCCGAUAUCGGUGGCAGCUGCAGUUAUAUACAUCAUAACCCAACUAUCGGAUGACAAAAGGACUUUUAAAGAUAUUUCGCUCGCUACUAGAGUGGCUGAAGGGACCAUCAAGAAUUCCUACAAAGACUUGUAUCCUCAUCUGCCACGCCUAAUACCGAACUGGUUUGCCAAGGAGGAAGAUGUCAAGAAUCUCUGCAACUAAAACUGGUUGAAGGUGAUAGCUAUCAAUAACAGAUGCAGCAUCGAAAACAAUUUAAUGCUUCUUCCUUCAUUUUAAGAAGGAAAUGAAGGUAAUAGGAAUUCUUUCUGCUCUUUUCCUAGUUCUAUUUUUACUUCCCAUGUAAAUAGAACAGGCUUUCCCUCCACCUCAUAGUCUUUGAUAGAGCAUAUAGUUGAAUAUGACUCAUGGAAAUGGUUCAAACAUUGAGUUUUUCCCUCUAAAUCAGUUUGUAAAAGGGCCCUCACCCUUGUAUUGGCAUGGAACCAGUUAUCUAGUGAAGUUGCUAUCUUGAAUUA
Prunus persica (peach) is the source of this 1760-nucleotide messenger RNA. RefSeq names its product transcription initiation factor IIB. NCBI's taxonomy places the organism in Eukaryota, Viridiplantae, Streptophyta, Magnoliopsida, Rosales, Rosaceae. The record is from RefSeq and is a predicted model, not a curated record. Gene Ontology annotation, molecular function: TBP-class protein binding. Gene Ontology annotation, cellular component: nucleus; transcription preinitiation complex. The transcript has 7 exons. Gene Ontology annotation, biological process: transcription preinitiation complex assembly; DNA-templated transcription initiation. Bases 514 to 1446 code for a protein of 310 amino acids.